AUGGGCUACACUGAUUUGGACCAGUUGGCUAUCAACACCAUCCGUGUUCUCGCGGUUGAUGCCACCUCCAAGGCCAACUCGGGUCACCCCGGUGCCCCGAUGGGCAUGGCUCCCGUCUCCCACGUUCUGUUCAACAAGUUCAUGAGCUUCAACCCCCAGAAUCCCGACUGGGUCAACCGGGAUCGUUUCGUUCUCUCGAACGGUCACGGCUGCAUGCUGCAGUAUGCCUUGCUCCACCUGUUCGGCUACAAGCUCUCCAUGGACGACCUGAAGAGCUUCCGUCAACUCGACAGCAUCACCCCCGGCCACCCCGAGGCUCACGACACCCCCGGUAUUGAGGUCACCACGGGCCCUCUGGGUCAGGGUUUCUCCAACGCCGUCGGUCUGGCCAUUGCGCAGGCCCACUCGGCCGGUGUCUUCAACAAGCCCGGCUAUGAGCUCUUCAACAACUACACCUACACCUUCUUCGGUGAUGGCUGCGCCAUGGAGGGUAUUGCUAGCGAAGCUGCCAGUAUGGCUGGCCACUUGAAGCUGGGCAACCUGAUCGCCAUUUAUGACGACAACCACAUCUCCAUUGAUGGUGACACCAAGUGCGCCUUCACCGAGGACGUUAUCAAGCGCUUCGAGGCCUACGGCUGGCACACCGAGUGGGUCAAGGAUGGUGACAACGACCUCGAGGGUAUCGAGGCCGCCAUUCGCAAGUGCCAGCAGGUCACCGACAAGCCCUCGGUCAUUAAGCUGACCACCACUAUUGGCUUCGGCUCCAAGCUGCAGGGCACCGGCGGUGUCCACGGCAACCCCCUCAAGGCGGAUGACGCGCAGCACGUCAAGUCGCAGUUCGGUUUCGACCCCGAGCAGAGCUUCGUCGUGCCCCAGCAGGUGUACGACCUCUACCACAAGCACGCCGCUGAGGGUGCCGCCAAGGAGCAGGAGUGGAACCAGCUCUUCCAGAAGUACCAGGCCGAGCACGCUGCUGAGGGUGCCGACCUGGCUCGCCGUCUGUCCGGCAAGCUGCCCGAGGGCUGGGAGAAGAGCCUGCCUACCUACAAGUCGAGCGACCCCGCCGUCGCCUCCCGCAAGCUUUCGGAGGCUGUCCUCGAGAAGAUCCACGACGUUAUCCCCGAGUUGUUGUCGGGUUCCGCCGACCUGACGGGUUCCAACAACACCCGCUGGAAGAACGCUGUCGACUUCCAGCCCCCUCAGCUGGGUAUUGGCGAGUGGUCCGGCCGCUACAUCCGCUACGGUGUGCGCGAGCACGCCAUGGCCGCCGUGAUGAACGGUCUCGCUGCCUACGGUACCGUCAUCCCCGCCGGUGGUACUUUCCUGAACUUCGUGUCGUACGCUGCCGGGGCCGUCCGCCUGUCGGCUCUGUCUCGUGUCCGCGCCAUCCACAUCGCGACCCACGACUCGAUCGGUCUGGGUGAGGACGGCCCGACACACCAGCCCAUUGAGACGCUGGCGCACUUCCGUGCCCUGCCUAACUGCAUGGUCUGGCGCCCGGCCGACGGCAAUGAGACCAGCGCUGCCUACUACUCCGCCCUGACCGCCCGCCACACCCCCAGCAUUCUCGCCCUGACCCGCCAGAACCUUCCCCAGCUCGAGAAGUCGACCAUCGAGUCGGCCCUGAAGGGUGGUUACGUGGCCGUCGACGCCCCCAACGCCGCCGUCACCAUCGUCUCGACCGGUUCCGAGGUCAGCAUCUGUGUGGAGGCUGCUGAGUACCUGCAGAAGCAGCACGGUGUUGCUGCUCGUGUGGUUUCGAUCCCUUGCUUCGAGGUGUUCGACGCCCAGGACAAGGCCUACCGCCUGCAGGUUCUGCCGGACGGUAUCCCCGUGCUCUCGGUCGAGGUCUGCUCGACCAUGGGCUGGGAGCGGUACGCGCACGAGCAGUUCGGUCUCAACCGCUUCGGUGCCUCGGGCCCCUACAAGGAGGUGUACAAGAAAUUCGAGUUCACCCCCGAGGGCAUCAGCAAGCGUGCCAUCGCCACCAUCGAUUUCUACAAGGGUACGCCCGUGCGCUCACCCGUCAACCGUGCCUUCCAGCAGAUUCUGUAA
Molecule: messenger RNA, 2055 nt
Organism: Penicillium alfredii
Lineage: Eukaryota; Fungi; Ascomycota; Eurotiomycetes; Eurotiales; Aspergillaceae
Gene: tktA
Product: transketolase tktA
Exons: 6
Coding region: 1-2055 (684 amino acids)
Biological process (GO): pentose-phosphate shunt
Cellular component (GO): cytosol
Molecular function (GO): transketolase activity
Source: RefSeq, a predicted model, not a curated record